Molecule: messenger RNA, 4329 nt
Organism: Aspergillus oryzae RIB40
Lineage: Eukaryota; Fungi; Ascomycota; Eurotiomycetes; Eurotiales; Aspergillaceae
Product: putative SNF2 family helicase/ATPase
Exons: 6
Coding region: 1-4329 (1442 amino acids)
Biological process (GO): DNA damage response; protein polyubiquitination
Cellular component (GO): nucleus
Molecular function (GO): ubiquitin protein ligase activity; ATP binding; ATP-dependent chromatin remodeler activity
Source: RefSeq, a predicted model, not a curated record
AUGUCUAAUUGUUCACCAACACCUCCAGGCGCAGUGCCAGAUAUCUUGAUAACUGCUCUUGCGCGGAGGUCCCCGGAAGACCUCGACAGUGAUGCCCCCCCAAACAAGCGUCGCAAGUUGACCUCGGGUAUUCAGAGCCUCAGAGAGCUUAAUGGUCUUUCGGAUACUAGAGUACCUCGAGGUUCCAUUCCCUUGGCGCGCUUUCACUUGUACUUGGAUUUUGCGUCCGCAAGCCCGAUCCAGGAUGACCCAGAAAAUGUUUGCGUCGGCACGACUACACUUGACUGGUUCAAGCUAGAGCUAGCAACGACGGUAGACCGAGAAACUGUCUUUGAAUAUCAAUCACAUGACCCACCGUUUAUAAAAUUCAGCAAGGACCUGGAGUUCGCCAGUAGCCUUUCCACUUUAUAUACUGUUCCCGAAAGAAAGAGCUCCUUCUGUCUUGAAACAAUUAUUUUGUGGAAGGAUUCUCUGGAUAUUCUCGGUAAUAAUCAACUGGUGGAGGGAGCACGAAAAGUAUUUUCUAGAUAUGUCUUUCAGGAGCAAGAGGAUCUUGCUUCACAGCAGGAACGACACAGUCAGAGACAGCUUUCGUGGUCCCCCCGCGACUUUUAUGAUCACGUAUACGUUCCUCCAGACACACCUGAAUCAUCAGCAGAGGUUAAAUGCAGUUUGAUCGAAUGUCAGAUGUUCCCAUUCCAAAGGAGGGCCGUCAGGUGGCUAUUGCAAAGGGAAGGCGUGGAGCUUCAGGCUGACGGGCAAGUGGUUCCUGUCAGAGAUACGUUGAAAGGGGGCCUGCCCGCUUCAUUUCGGGAAUUCAUUGAUGCAGAUGGACGAGUUUGUUUUGCCAGCCAACUGUUCAUGAUUGUCGCCACUGACCUUGCGAACUGGUUUGACGGGGGCAACCAUCUCCGAGGUGGAAUCCUCGCCGAAGAAAUGGGACUUGGGAAAACCGUUGAAAUCAUAAGUUUAAUCUGUCUGAAUCGCCGACACCUAGCCCCUGAAGAAACCUUCCCAGACCAUCGUCAUGAUGGCUUGAGGCCAUCAGGUGCAACCCUAAUAAUAACACCACCCGCAAUUCUUGAACAGUGGGAACAGGAAAUCAAACUGCAUGCACCUGGACUCAGCGUCUUCCACUACACUGGUAUCCAGCGUCACCAGUCAUUGUCGGAUGAAGAACUAAUCGAAUUGCUCGCAGACCAAGAUGUCGUACUUACUACUUAUAAUAUUCUUGCGCGUGAAGUUCACUAUUCUGGCGAUGUACCACAGAGGAAUCUGCGGCAUAAGAAGAGAUUUGAACCAAGGAGAACACCGUUGGUUCGGAUUUCUUGGUGGCGGGUCUGUAUCGAUGAAGCUCAGAUGAUUGAAAGUGGAGUCAGCAAUGCAGCAAGGGUUGCCCGUUUGAUUCCUCGUCAAAAUGCUUGGGCUGUGACAGGGACGCCGCUCCGAAAAGAUAUAUCUGACCUCCUCGGUCUUUUACUAUUCCUCCGUUACGAACCAUUUUGUGGUGUUAUCUGGCAUAGGUUAUGCGGGAGCUUCAGGACUGAAUUAGCGAACAUUGUUAGUAUGAUUGCCCUCCGACAUAGUAAGGUUCAUGUUCGCAAUGAACUCCACAUACCUCCUCAGAAGAGAAUCGUCAUCACGGUCCCUUUUACGGCAGUUGAGGAACAACGCUACGGACAGUUGUUUGAAGAAAUGUGUGGAGCAUGUGGUCUCAAUCUAUCUGGCGCUCCCUUGAAUGGUGAUUGGGAUCCUGAUGACCUAUCGAUAAUCGAAAGAAUGCGAAGUUGGUUAACCAAACUUCGCCGAACUUGUCUCCAUCCUGCUGGAAAGCCUCUUCGUGGGCUAGGUACCGGUACUGGACCGCUGCGCUCCGUGGCUGAAGUUCUUGAGGUCAUGAUCGAUCAGAAUGACGCACUUAUACACGCAGAGGAGCGCUCUUUACUUCUUUCACAAUUGCGCCGGGGGCAGUUGCUGGAAAAUGCGAAACACCGGCAACAAGCACUCGGCCUCUGGUCAAAGUCAUUAGAGCGGGCUAAUGCAAUUGUCAAGGAGUGUCGGGAUCGGUUGCACCCAGAGCGUAUGGAACGUCGGAUGGAUGCCGUCAACGUGGAUCGAGAUGUAACAUCUGCUGACACAGCAAGCGAGGAUGAAACAGAAGAAGCAGCUAAGAACACUCGAGGAGGAGCGCGUCAGAGGCUGCGUGCUGCUCUUGAAGUUCAACAUAUAUGUGUUUUCUUUACCGGGAAUGCCUAUUUCCAAAUGAAAACAGACCCCAAGCUCACUAGGCCCGAUUCCGAAGAGUCUAGAGCACUCGAAAAACGCGAAGUUGAGGCGUACGAGUCUGCAAAGCUGAUUCGAAAGGAGAUGUUGGCUGAGAUCUCGCGAAAGGUUGGCCACUUCAUGAAAAUAAUCAGAGAAAGAGCACAAAAGAAUCAGUUUGUUAAUAUCCCCAAAAUGAAACCUCAGCUAUGGAGCAAAGGGCUUGAAUCCCACCGCAUACUCGAUAAACUUGAAAAUUUCUGUGAUAGUAUGAACAAACAUGCUGCCCAGUACGAUGAAUGGCGUCAGACCAUGAUCAAGUUUCUUUCCGAGUCACUCAUUGACCAAGAGGAUGAAUCAGAGCUGGAGGGCGACGAAUAUGAAAAGUCUACAAAGCAUCAAGAUGAGGUGUAUGUUUACAUGGAGGCCUUGCGUGCAAUGUUCGCUGAUCGCCACGAUGCUUUGACUGGACAGAAAAAUGUUCUCAUUGCCCAUGAAGUCAAGAGCGGAAUUGUCCAAGCACAGAAAGGAGAAGGACCUUCACCCGCUCUCUUUCUACAGAUGAUGAACACUCGUAGUAGAAUCAAGCCCGACCCACAGCUGGGCUCACUUCGCGGCAUCAUUGGUGAGCUUCGAAGUCUUGCGACCUCUCUUGAGUGGCAGGCAAGCGGGGGGAACUCUCGCGCCCGCGCUGAACUCGAACUUGUAAGCUUAGUUCUUCAGAAUGCGAGUCAGAUGGCUUCUGAGCAAGCUAAAGUUGCAACAAACAUGGAGAAGGAGGUGGAAAUGUUUCGAGAUACUAUGAACAAUCGACUUGAAUACUAUCGUCAGCUUCAACAAAUCUCCGAUACAGUGGCCCCGUACGACGAAGAAAGCGCUGGUAAACCCUUGAAUGAGGCGCUUUUUUCUGCAAAGCUCAGGCAAGAGGAGAUAAUAGACGAAAAGAUUUCCGCAUUGAGAGCAAAACAUCGUUACCUAAUCCACCUCCGAGACGAAUCAGGCUCAGAUGACUCGUCAAAGAUAUGUGUCAUUUGCCAAUCCGGCUUUGAAGUUGGUGAGCACGGUGUCCUAACAGUGUGUGGCCACAAGUAUUGCAAAGAUUGCUUGCGCAUGUGGUGGCAUCAACAUCGAACUUGCCCGACAUGCAAAAAGCGUCUGAAAGCUAAUGACUUCUAUCAAAUCACUUACAAGCCGCAGGAGUUUCUUGUGCAAGAGGAGAAGCCGCCAGCCAAAGUUGAGCCUGAACGUCGACCAAAGAACUCGAUAUAUACUGAUAUAAGCUCCGGCACUCUGAGAGAGAUUAAAACCGUCGAUUUAGACGGUUCAUUCGGCACGAAGAUUGACACGCUAGCACGUCAUAUACUAUGGCUGCGCCACCAUGACCCUGGUGGGAAGUCUGUGAUAUUCUCGCAAUAUAAGGACUUUUUAGAGGUUCUAGCCAUUGCGUUCCACAGGUUUAAGAUUGGCUUUAGCAGUGUUGACAGCAAAGACGGUAUAUCAAAGUUCAAGAGUGACUCAUCGAUUGAAUGCUUUUUCUUGCACGCGAGGGCCCAUUCAUCAGGGCUCAACCUAGUGAACGCGACCCACGUUUUCCUUUGCGAGCCGCUUAUCAAUACUGCAAUCGAGCUCCAGGCUAUCGCUCGUGUACACCGUAUUGGUCAGCACCGACCAACCACCGUUUGGAUGUAUCUAGUUUCUGACACCGUCGAAGAAUCAAUUUACGAACUCUCCGUGUCACGUCGUCUAGCUCAUAUAGUGCAGAAGGAAAAAGCGGAGCCAUUAUGUGCAGAUGUCGAAAACGGAAGAGCUGUAACAGAUAAUAUUACUGAGGCGGCUAUAGACUCGGCAAACUCCUUAGAAAUCCGAGAUGCAGCUCUGUCGAAUUUAAUGGCUGGAGGAGCAUUUGGCGGGGAACUCGUUAAAAAGGACGACUUAUGGAGGUGCCUUUUUGGCAAUCCAACAAAGAAGGAGGCCAAUAAUUUCCAGGCAGGUGCCAGCGGAGAGGUAGCAAGGUUCCUAAGAGAUGAGGCAGCAGAGCACCGGAGAAGAGCUGGAGCAGGUUUUUGA